Messenger RNA from Parastagonospora nodorum SN15, 672 nucleotides. RefSeq lists its product as hypothetical. The record is from RefSeq and is a predicted model, not a curated record. The coding region runs from base 1 to 672 and encodes 223 amino acids. Lineage: Eukaryota; Fungi; Ascomycota; Dothideomycetes; Pleosporales; Phaeosphaeriaceae. The transcript has 2 exons.
AUGGCUAACUUGCGGCAUUUUCGGAUCGACCUGUUCCAGCAAACCUACGAGGAAUUUUCUAGCCUCGAAUUUACAGUCGACACGGAUAGGGCGGUGGCAAUAAGCGGGUUGGAAAGCCGACUUGCCAAAUUGUAUGGCUCAGCUUCGUACGGCCUCGUCCAUGAUCCGCAGGAUAUCGGCUACCUCAUUCGAAGUCUUCUUUGGCAGCGCGAAAGCCAGUGCUUGGCCUUGGUUAGACUCAAAUAUCCCCCUGGUCGCCAGAUACCAUCGUGUUCCUGGAUGUCAGUGAAAGGACCGAUUUCCUAUCUUCACGUGCCACUCACGAGAAUGGAUUGGCUCCUAGUCAACGCAUUACCAUUCUUUGACUGGUUCUACUCGUCAGCUCAGAAAUCGAACAGAGGACUAGCUACGUGCUUGGUAUGUGCUGGAGCCUUCUCGCAAGUCGACGGAGACAACAUCGUCCUAGAUCGCCCAACGGGUUCAACAGCACUUGAUUUUGUUGUACUUGGAACAGAAGCGGCUAAUCUGCCCGAGGGCCGAGAGAGGCACUACGGACUGCUCGUCGCUGCAACUGGUGGUAGUGACGAGAUCUACGAGAGGGUUGGUGUGGCAGUGGUCGAGAGAGAUGCGCAAUGGGCCAAAUCUUUGAUGCGUCGCAUCGAUGUCGCUUAA